AUGCAUUCCAAGAAAGUUCUCAUUAUCCUCAGCGAUGCGCACUCCUUCCCGCUGAAAAGGACUAGCGGACAGGAUGCUGGCAAGGUUGUCGAUCAGCCUUCAGGAGUCUUCCUCCAAGAGCUUGCAAAGCCGUUAAACAAAAUACUCAGUGCAGGCCACGAGGUCACAUUCGCCUCACCAAAAGGCCAUGAACCUGGCUUGGACCCAAGCAGCGAAUCACUCAUCGCAAAUGCGGGCAAUUUCUACGAACGUCAACGCGGAAAUAACCUUAUCGACCGUAUGAAGCGUGAAAACGGGUUCAAUAGCCCGCGACCAUUUAGCACUAUCAGCAACAAUGAGUUGACCACUUUCGCGGCUGUCUUCAUCCCGGGCGGACACGCACCACUUCAAGAUCUGGGAGGAGAUGCAGAGCUCGGGCGAAUUCUACGUUAUUUCCACGAGGAGAAUAAGCCCACGGCUGUGAUUUGCCAUGGGCCUUAUGCGCUGUUGAGUACGAAGAAGGCAGGAGAUGGGUCGUUUGUUUACGAUGGAUAUAAAAUUACGUCCUGGAGCGAUGCGGAGGAGAAUCUUAUGGAGACAUUAUGGGGUGGCGAGGUUGAGAAAGUUGAGUCGACGUUGAGAAAGGAAGGAGCAAUAAUGGUUGAAGGUGUACGUGAAAAGACUGGUGGUACCACAUUGCAUCGGGAGCUGGUGUCUGCAGGUAAUCCUUUGGCGGCAAACGCCCUUGGUGAUCGGUUUCCUCGAGGCAUGGGCCCACCCGAUGGACCUGGAAGCAUUUCACUGAAGCAGGAAGGCCUCGACAAUGGGGAUACCAUGAACCCAUUUGUGAACGACCCUGGCAAGAGUAAAAAGGGCGAGGGCGAGACGGACAGUGUGAAAGUAAAGGGAACCGUUAGAACGGAUCGACCUCAAGUGUGA
Molecule: messenger RNA, 918 nt
Organism: Penicillium concentricum
Lineage: Eukaryota; Fungi; Ascomycota; Eurotiomycetes; Eurotiales; Aspergillaceae
Product: type 1 glutamine amidotransferase domain-containing protein
Exons: 2
Coding region: 1-918 (305 amino acids)
Source: RefSeq, a predicted model, not a curated record